CUGAGCUCACCCACAACUCACCCUCUCGCGCCGCAUCAGCUCAAAUACGAAGUUUCCCCAACCAACAUUUUCUUUUAACCCAACAACAUUCCGCUUGGUAAUAUACAAGAACAUCCCUCCAAAUGGAGGCAGCUUCCGCAAGAAUGGCGGCACGAGAUCGUUUCUCCAUGAUGGGAGAUCCGGGACCCUCCCCUCUCCAGCGAUAUAUCCAGCAAGCAUGCUCCCCCGAUAAUUAUGAGCCAAAUCUUGCUAUGAACCUCGAAAUUUCCGACCUUAUAAAUUCGAAAAAGGGAAGUGCGCCACGAGAAGCAGCUAUUGCAAUUGUCAAUUAUAUUAAUCAUCGCAACCCAAAUGUUGCAAUAUUGGCGCUUUCCUUGUUGGAUAUUUGUGUGAAGAAUUGCGGAUAUCCAUUUCACUUGCAGAUCGGUACAAAGGAGUUCUUAAAUGAAUUAGUGAGGAGGUUUCCAGAACGACCACCGCUCAGAUCGAGUAAAGUUCAAAUGAAGAUCUUGGAAGCUAUCGAGGAGUGGAGGGGGACAAUAUGUCAGACUUCGAGGUACAAAGAGGAUUUAGGUUUCAUUAGGGAUAUGCAUAGGCUAUUAAGUUAUAAGGGAUAUGUCUUCCCGGAGGUAAGGGUAGAGGACGCCGCGGUGCUCAACCCGAGUGAUGUAAGUUUAAUGGUUGAUUGAGGAUUAUUGGGACAGCAGACUGAUAAUAUCAUAGAAUCUAAAAUCUGCUGAGGAGAUGGAAGAAGAGGAAAAGGAGGCACAAUCUGCGAAGUUACAAGAAUUAAUUCGCCGUGGUGGACCGGAGGAUUUGCAGGAAGCCAACAGGUUAAUGAAAAUUAUGGCAGGAUACGAUACGAGGUCGAAAACGGAUUAUCGAGCGAAAGCCGCGGAGGAAGUUGGGAAAGUUCAGCAGAAAGCCAGAUUAUUGGAAGAACGACUCGAGGAAUUCAAGCCUGGAGAUAUUAUGACAGAAGGGGAUGUUUACGAAGAACUUGCCUCAGCUCUUCAGAGUGCGCAUCCCAAAAUACAGAAGAUGUGUGAAGAGGAAUCAGACGAUCACGAAGCUGUCGCAAAGCUCCUGGAAAUCAACGAUAGUAUCCAUCGUACUGUGGAGCGAUACAAGCUUAUGAAGAAGGGUGACGUGGAUGCAGCUUCAAAGAUUGCCAAGGGCACCCUUGGUACUAGCACAGGGGUUAGCAAGAAUGCCGCAAAUGAACUCUCCUUGAUCGAUUUUGAUGGCGAACCGGAGACUAAUGGAAGCUCUUCUACGAAUAAUGCUUCGGCGAGCAUUUCUCAACCAGGUGGUUUAGAAGAUGAUCUUCUUGGGUUGUCCAUGGGUGAUACUUCAUAUGGCGAAGGCGGUGGCAUCUCUCUUGGAUUUGGCAACAAUACCAGUAAGUUGUCCUUUAAAUAUUUUGAAACUGCCCUAUUAACAAACUCUAGACAUCCCCGGCCCAGCGUUGUUAUCUUCGACAACUGAAAACAGCACUGCGAAAGGACCUACGCCAACCAGAUCACCCGCUCCUUCAAAUUUACCUGUGAAACCCGAUUAUUCUUCGUUUUCCGCAUUUGGAUCCUCACAACCACCAUCGAAACCGGUGACUCCACAACCAUCUCUGUUACAGCAGCAACAACUGCUGCAACAGCAACAAGCUGCAGCUUCGAGACCUCCUCCCUCGAAUAUCGAUCCCUUUGCCGCUCUAACAUCGCCAUCAAGGCAAUCUACCCCUCAGCAGUCUGGCUCCAUGUUCGAUUUCGCGAACCCUAAACCUCCUGUGUCUCAUGCAGCAAAUACUCCGGCGCCUGCAGCAGAUGAUGAUGAAUGGGCAUUUUCAUCCGCCUUACCUGAGGGUCUUCCAUCUACAAACGAUCUAACCAUUAAUAAUACCAACCUCAAAAUAUCCUUAAAUGCUACCCGCGAACCUAUUACACCUGAAGUUAUCACUCUUUCCAUUGCAUUUUCAAAUAAUUCCAACGAACCAAUAUCUGAUUUAACCUUUCAAGCUGCUGUCACUAAGGUAUAUUGUUUUCUGUCUACCUUUAACUUGCUCUGAAGAUACUAAUAUCAUGUAUAGGGUUACACACUCAAAUUACAACCCCAAAGUGGUCGGAGGCUCAAUCCCCGCCAAGACUCGGGCAUCACUCAAAAGAUACACCUGCAAGGUGUAGAACACGGGAAAGGUGAUCAGGUGAAGAUGAGGUGGAAAUGUUCGUACCAACUUGGUUCUCAAAUCUCUAAUGAGCAAGGCGAAAUCGCGAGUUUAGGAAUUUGUUGAUGGAGAUGAUGAUUGAGAUGAAGCUGUGGAUAGCUGGAGUAGGAUGUCGGGGAAUUAUGUUAUGCGGCGGAACGUAUGCCUAGAUGUACGAAAGUUCAAGCGAUAUAGUUCAGAGUGAGGAGCAUAUUACAAUACAUGGAGGUUUCGGAUACCUGGCUACGGCCGAUAUUACCUGAAUUUAUUUUUAAAUUCCCUGCAACCCACUUUCACCUGUACUCUUUGUUUAUUGUC
Messenger RNA from Sclerotinia trifoliorum, 2515 nucleotides. The record is from the annotation of a GenBank genome assembly. NCBI's taxonomy places the organism in Eukaryota, Fungi, Ascomycota, Leotiomycetes, Helotiales, Sclerotiniaceae.